Molecule: messenger RNA, 1446 nt
Organism: Funneliformis geosporum
Lineage: Eukaryota; Fungi; Glomeromycota; Glomeromycetes; Glomerales; Glomeraceae
Source: the annotation of a GenBank genome assembly
AUGUCUGACAAUCGUUCAGAAAGUAGUAUCAAACGCCAAAAAAUAAAUUUAGGCAAAAAUGAUAUUGUAGAUUCUAGCAUACAACAAAAUACUUCUUAUGAAGAUUCUGGCAUUAAACUUACGACAACUAAAAGUCUUCCCGACUCUGAAAAUGUCGAAAGUGUCUCUCUGAGUUCUAUCUUAUAUUCGGAAGAUUUGGUAGAAAUGGUUCAAUUCAAUUUUAUGUUUGAACUUGAAUUUCUGAUGUCUAAUUUACCUAAAUCUAAGCAAAAUACAAUUCCUACGACUAUUGCGGAAGCAAAUUUUUUCAAUAAUGUGAAACUUAUUUCUCCACGGCUACCUAUUCCAUAUGGAACUCAUCAUACAAAAGCAAUGUUACUUUUUUACGAGAAUUUCACAAUGCGUAUGGUUAUCCACACUGCUAACGCGAUAAGAAGGGAUUGGGCCGAUAAAACACAAGGAGUAUACAUGACCCCGUUCCUCUCUAAGAAACGCGAGAAUGCUACAUGUUCAGAAUUUGAGUUGGAUCUGAUUGAAUAUUUGGAUAGCUAUGGUGAUAAAUUAAAGCAUAUUCGAAAUAAAGUGAAGGAAUAUGACUUUUCAACUGUCAAGGCGAAAUUAAUUGCUUCAGUACCAGGUUAUCAUGUUAAUGAAAAGAUGGAACGAUUUGGUCAUAUGAGGCUUAGGAAUGUUUUAAGAAACGUCACCAUCCCGUUAUCGUGUAAAGACGAGAAAUGGUUGAUAAAUGAAUUUGCGGAUAGUCUAAAACAUGCAAAAAACCAAAAUCAAUGCAGUGACCCGGAAAUAAAAUUAGUUUAUCCAACUGUUGAGAAUGUCCGCGAUAGUUUGGAGGGAUGGACGGCUGGUCAAGCAUUACCUUUUAGUCAUGAAAAUUAUUUAAAACAAAAAUAUUACAUGCAGAAAUAUUUGUAUAAAUGGAAGGCAAUUGAAGCUGGAAGAGAUCGUGCAAUGCCUCAUAUUAAGACAUAUUCUCGAAUGAAAAUAAUGCCGAAUUUGACAACAAAUAAUUCAGAUUCAAAUGCAGAUAUUGCAUGGUUUUUAUUGACUAGUAGCAAUUUAUCCAAAGCUGCAUGGGGCACUUUACAAAAGAAAAACAAACAGUUGAUGAUACGCAGUUACGAGUUGGGCGUAUUAAUCUUUCCAGAAUUAUUUCAUAAACUUGAAUUUACUUCGGUCCACCUAAUAAAUUCUAUUCCUCGUAAUUUAAAACCUACACUACCAUCUUGUAACGCCACUUCUUCAAAUUCAACUUUGUCAAAGAAAAGGAAACAAUUGGAGGAAGGAGGAGGAAAAUUGAUAAUUCCUAUUCGUUUACCUUAUGACCUACCAUUAACACCAUAUAAUUUUCAAGGUGGUGAUGAAUGCUGGACAUGGAAUAUACCAAGAACUGAAAAAGAUUGGUUAGGAAAUUUAUAUAGACCUUGA